Spizellomyces punctatus DAOM BR117 is the source of this 2212-nucleotide messenger RNA. RefSeq lists its product as uncharacterized. Gene Ontology annotation, biological process: mitochondrial respiratory chain complex III assembly. The record is from RefSeq and is a predicted model, not a curated record. The transcript is spliced from 2 exons. The coding region runs from base 40 to 1923 and encodes 627 amino acids. Gene Ontology annotation, cellular component: mitochondrial inner membrane. Lineage: Eukaryota; Fungi; Chytridiomycota; Chytridiomycetes; Spizellomycetales; Spizellomycetaceae.
UCCAGAUCUCAGAUCUGCAAGGCUACCAAGAUUAACAGCAUGCUUCGUGCAGUAUUACGUCGUUGCGGCCGACAAUAUCAGCCAUGCUUUUCGAAUACUUAUCGCUUCAUGGCCACUCAACCAGUUCCGCGAAAACCCCAGCCGCGCGGUACAACGCCGAGACCGUCCGACAUUCCUCCGACCCCUCACCCACAUUUUACAGGACCUAGUCCCCGUACCUUCCGUAUCAUCACCUUCAUUCUUGGCGCCGGAGUAGGCGUCUGUUUGUUUACAUUUUCGGUUCAUACUGAAGCGGAAGCAAAGUCAGAAAGGCCUCAAAUUCCUGGGGGUGUUACACCUGUAUCGGUAGAACAGAAAGACCAAGUCUCGGACGCUAGAAAGCAUCUGGGAGUUUAUGUUUGGGGUACUGACUCUGCCUCUGAGACGAAACACUCCUCAGCAAAGAACAUUCGCUUUUUUGCUGGUAAAGUUUUCAGGGACCUAGUACUUGGCGACACCUAUGCAGCCGCGAUCGACUUGGAUGGAAAUUUGUGGCAAUGGCAUUCAAACUCUCCUGCACCUCUUACCGCUGACGGCCUGUCCUCCCUACCACAAGUCACCUUGAAAGGUCAGGACCUUGUGCAGGCGGCAUGCACCAAUAACAAGGUCUAUGCAUUAUCGCGAUCUGGAGAGGUCUUCUGCUUCAGUGGCAACGGGAGCGGGAGUGCAGACGGCGUUUCAUCUGAUCAGGCACAGACUACUUCACGAGGAUGGUGGCCGCUCAAGGCAUCUGCUCCUAGCAUAACGAAACUCACAUUGCCGUCAGAAGUAUCCAGAGGCGAUAAAAUCACAUCCCUUGCCUCUGGUGCACAUCAUCUCGUGGCAAUCACAAGUCGCGGCAAAGUUCUCACCAUACCAUCCGACAUCAAGGGCAAUCAAUAUGGGCAGCUUGGCCUUGAGCAUGCGGACCUACCAACUGCUCUGUUGAAGGAGAAUGAUGAACAUCCUGAUUGGGCAGUGAAAUUCAAUCUCGUGUCGAAACUGGACGACAUGGCUUUCGACCGAGCUGCGUGCGGAGAGAAUCACACACUCGUGAGGACGAAAGAUGGACGAGUCUUUGCAUUCGGAGCCAAUGGCUUCGGGCAAUUGGCAUCCGAACCUGAUUACAACAGUAAGGAACCUUACCUGGCGGUACCCCGGGAGGUAGAUGCAAUCUGGAAUCCGCCUAACAGAGGUGCAAAGCCUCUAGAUGCCGCAUGCACAGACAUCGCCGCAGGAGGCAACACAUCCUUUUUCGUGGUGAAUCGUGUCGAGUCCACCGACGUCCUUGCGUGCGGAACAGGACUUCAUGGACAACUUGGGAAUGGAUCAUACUCGCACAUGACAGCAAAUCCCGUGCGCAUCAAGACGCUAUCAAACCUUUCCGAAUAUGAUGAAAUCGCUCGCCGUAUUCGACCCAUCGGAAUUUAUGCGAUCGCCGUUAGCCCAAAUGGAUCACAUUGCGCUGCGGUAUUAGACAACGGUACUGGGGACGACACGACAAAGUCUCCGCGGAGUUGGUUCGGUAGUAAGCCGAGCGUACCGGAACAACCCCAGGAGUAUGGUCGGGAUGUCCUGGUGUGGGGAUGUAACAAAAAUGAGCAAUUAGGCCGUGGUGACGGAAAGAAGUCGAAUAGCGCUGUACCCAUAUAUCCCAAGGCAAUACCAUACAGCCAUCUCGCUGACCCUGUCGAGGAUUUGAAAGAGGCUGCCUUGGGUGUGGUAGAGGAAGAGUUGGGAACUGGCCCCAUCGAGAUGACAGCUGGGUGGGUGUCGGAAAAUGCAGGACGGUUGCAAUUAGCACCAUGCGGUGUUGUUGAGGUUGGAAGUGGAAAGAAGGUUCGAGCGGAACAGAAGAUUGUUGUUGGCAAGUACGCUACAGGAGUGUAUUUCAGAUCAUGUUGAGAUUACGCAAAACGCAUCAUCGCGGCUGUGGCCGACCGUACAUUUGCUAAUAUGCACAUAAGCACUUCCACCAUUGCGAUUUGGACGCUGCAUUGUCAGCACAACCUUGUGAAAAUCGCCUGCUACAUUGUGAGAUUGUAUGCAUAUGACUGCGAAUAUACGUUGCGAAUAUUUAUUGCUAAAUGCGACGAAAAGAGAAUAUACUAAUAGGUAACAUUCCAUGACUGUCAAUACGAAGUGUCUCGUUGGUGCUACCGAUAUGAAAGUAAUAGCUAAGGCUUCCCACUGU